AUCGAUUAGGUUUCCUUCUACACUUCGUCUUCUUCAUACACUCUUCGUCUUCUCUUCAUCAAUCUCUUUUCACCGUUCGAUUUCACAAUGGUUGACGCGAAAAAAGUUCGUUUCAUCAUCGGAGUUAUUGGGAAUGUUAUUUCCUUUGGUCUCUUCCUUUCACCAGUGCCAACGUUUUGGAGGAUCAUCAAGAAGAAGGACGUUGAGGAGUUUCAGCCGUAUCCAUACGUAGCAACAGUGAUGAACUGUAUGCUUUGGGUUUUCUAUGGUCUCCCUGUUGUUCAUAAGGAUAGUAUCCUUGUUACCACCAUUAAUGGAGUUGGUUUAGUCUUCGAAGCUGUCUACUUAUCCAUCUUCGUCUACCACUGUGGCAACAAGAAAAACUUCCGUAGGAACAUUGGGUUAUAUCUUCUGGCUGAGAUAAUUGCUGUGGCAGGGAUUGUUUUGAUAACGCUUUUCGCUAUUCAAAACGCGUUUGCUAAACAAACAUUCGUUGGUGUUAUCUGUGAUAUCUUCAACAUUGCUAUGUAUGGAGCUCCUUCACUUGUCAUCAAAAAAGUGGUGGAGACGAAAAGUGUUGAGUACAUGCCGUUUUUGCUAUCUUUCAUUAGUUUCAUCAACGCUGUGAUAUGGACUACUUACUCUUUGAUCUACAAAAUCGAUCUCUACGUCCUUAUAAGCAACGGUCUUGGAACGUUAUUGUGUGCAUCUCAGCUUAUCGUCUAUGCUAUCUACCGCAAAUCUACUCCAGUAAACAAAACCGCGAAGCCGUCGGAAAUUGAGAUUCCGGCGACGGAGAGAGUCUGA
This is a messenger RNA of Eutrema salsugineum, 807 nucleotides long. Its product is annotated as bidirectional sugar transporter SWEET8. Gene Ontology annotation, cellular component: membrane. Gene Ontology annotation, molecular function: sugar transmembrane transporter activity. Lineage: Eukaryota; Viridiplantae; Streptophyta; Magnoliopsida; Brassicales; Brassicaceae. Bases 88 to 807 code for a protein of 239 amino acids. Gene Ontology annotation, biological process: carbohydrate transport. The transcript has 6 exons. The record is from RefSeq and is a predicted model, not a curated record.